Gadus macrocephalus (Pacific cod) is the source of this 6285-nucleotide messenger RNA. It is a transcript of the gene col2a1b, whose product is annotated as collagen, type II, alpha 1b. Bases 282 to 4751 code for a protein of 1489 amino acids. Gene Ontology annotation, cellular component: collagen type II trimer. Lineage: Eukaryota; Metazoa; Chordata; Actinopteri; Gadiformes; Gadidae. The record is from RefSeq and is a predicted model, not a curated record. Gene Ontology annotation, molecular function: extracellular matrix structural constituent; protein binding. The transcript is spliced from 54 exons.
AGCUUGACAGGGGGUAAGGGGCUGGGCAUGAUUUUGGGAAUAUACGAAGAUUCAUUGAAGGUAACGGGGACAUAAAACGACAGUGCCUGACCAGAAGAAGGUCGGUGCUGAGUUUGUGCAGGGGACUGGGUCUGUCGCUGGAUUUCCCUGGUGGCCCAAGGAAAGUUGAACGUUAAACGGUUCAGCUCUGUGACUGGGAGAACACACACUGAGAGAAGCAUCCGUUACCUUCAUCCCUUUCCUUUUCUCCCCUAAAAGCGCCGCAUGUCUAAUAUUUAGACAUGUUCAGCUUUGUGGAUUCGCGGACUGUAUUGCUACUUGUAGCAACCCAGGUCGCACUAUUAGCCGUGGUGAGAUGUCAGGAUGACCAGGACGAUGCAUUUAGCUGUGUACAAGAUGGACAACGCUAUAGCGACAAGGACGUGUGGAAGCCAGAGCCUUGUCGCAUCUGUGUGUGUGACACGGGAAGCGUCCUGUGCGACGAGAUUAAUUGCGAGGAGAUAAGAGACUGCCCCAAACCAGAGAUCCCAUUCGGAGAGUGUUGCCCCAUCUGCGCAGCUGACCUGCCCCAGACCAGUGGCGCGUCCGGAGCUAAGGGCCAGAAGGGUGAACCUGGAGAUAUUACAGAUGUAGUAGGACCAAGAGGACCAGCUGGUCCAAUGGGACCAUCAGGAGAGCAAGGAGCACGGGGAUCCAGAGGAGAUAAGGGCGAGAAGGGAACCCUCGGCCCCCGCGGAAGAGACGGUGAACCCGGUACCCCUGGAAACCCCGGCCCCCCCGGCCCCCCAGGCCCGAACGGACCCCCCGGCCUCGGCGGAAACUUUGCUGCUCAGAUGGCCGGUGGAUUCGACGAGAAGUCUGGAGGAGCUCAGAUGGGCGUGAUGCAGGGACCAAUGGGACCAAUGGGCCCACGAGGACCACCGGGCCCCAGCGGAUCACCUGGCCCACAGGGUUUCCAAGGCAAUCCCGGAGAGCCAGGAGAACCCGGACAGUCUGGCCCAAUGGGACCCCGUGGCCCCCCUGGACUUUCUGGCAAACCUGGAGAUGAUGGUGAGGCUGGCAAACCAGGCAAAUCUGGUGAGCGUGGGCCUGCUGGACCUCAGGGAGCACGUGGCUUCCCUGGAACACCUGGCCUGCCCGGCAUCAAGGGACACAGAGGCUAUCCAGGUCUUGAUGGAGCUAAGGGAGAGCAUGGCGCUGCUGGCUCUAAAGGCGAGUCGGGAUCACCUGGUGAGAACGGCGCUCCCGGACCUAUGGGUCCCCGGGGUCUGCCUGGCGAGAGAGGUCGUCCAGGACCCUCCGGAUCUGCUGGUGCUCGUGGAAAUGAUGGUCUGUCCGGUCCCGCUGGUCCCCCUGGCCCCGUCGGCCCCUCCGGAGCUCCUGGCUUCCCUGGAUCUCCUGGCUCUAAGGGAGAAGCUGGCCCCACCGGAGCCCGUGGCCCGGAGGGCGCCCAGGGCCCCCGCGGAGAGUCUGGCACUCCAGGAUCAUCCGGCCCGUCUGGCGCAAGUGGAAACCCCGGAACUGAUGGCAUCCCCGGGUCUAAAGGAUCCUCUGGUGCUCCUGGUAUUGCUGGUGCUCCUGGGUUCCCCGGACCUCGUGGGCCCCCUGGCCCUCAGGGAGCCACCGGACCACUGGGGCCCAAGGGAACGUCUGGCGACCCAGGUAUCCCCGGCUUCAAGGGAGAGGCAGGACCCAAAGGAGAGAUUGGACCAGUCGGUCUCCAGGGAGCCCUUGGGCCCUCGGGAGAGGAGGGCAAGAGGGGGCCCAGAGGAGAGUCUGGCAGUGCUGGACCCCUGGGACCUCCCGGAGAGAGAGGAUCCCCUGGUAACCGUGGUUUCCCAGGACAGGAUGGUCUGGCAGGUCCCAAGGGGGCCCCUGGUGAGCGUGGAUCCGCUGGUGCUGGUGGCCCCAAAGGAGCCAACGGUGACCCCGGCCGUCCCGGCGAGUCCGGUCUUCCUGGAGCCCGGGGCCUCACUGGUCGCCCUGGUGACGCUGGUCCUCAAGGCAAAGUCGGACCCUCUGGAGCGCCCGGUGAGGACGGUCGCCCCGGACCCCCAGGACCCCAGGGAGCACGUGGACAGCCCGGUGUGAUGGGAUUCCCCGGACCCAAGGGAGCCGGCGGUGAGCCAGGAAAGUCUGGUGAGAAGGGACUUCUCGGAGCCCCCGGUCUGAGGGGUCUGCCCGGUAAAGACGGAGAGACUGGCGCUGCUGGACCUCCGGGCCCCGCUGGGCCCGCUGGCGAGAGAGGAGAGCAGGGUCAGCCCGGCCCCUCCGGUUUCCAGGGUCUUCCUGGACCCCCAGGCCCCCCUGGUGAGGGAGGCAAGCCCGGAGACCAGGGUGUUCCCGGAGAGGGUGGAGCAGCUGGCGUGACCGGACCUAGAGGCGAGAGAGGUUUCCCAGGAGAGAGGGGAGGUGCCGGGCCUCAGGGUCUUCAGGGACCCCGUGGUCUGCCUGGAACCCCCGGGACUGAUGGACCCAAGGGUGCGAUUGGACCCGCAGGUGGUCUCGGAGCCCAGGGCCCCCCCGGUCUGCAGGGUAUGCCUGGAGAGAGAGGAGCCGGCGGCAUCCCGGGCCCCAAGGGAGACAGAGGUGACAACGGAGAGAAAGGACCAGAAGGCGCUCCUGGAAAAGAUGGUUCUAGAGGUCUGACCGGCCCCAUCGGACCCCCUGGCCCUGCUGGACCCAACGGAGAGAAGGGAGAAUCUGGCCCAUCCGGCCCCAGUGGCGCGCCAGGUACCCGCGGUGCCCCUGGCGACAGAGGUGAGACUGGCCCUCCCGGACCUGCUGGAUUCGCUGGACCUCCUGGUACAGAUGGCCAGCCUGGACUGAAGGGAGAUCAGGGAGAAGGCGGACAGAAGGGUGACGCUGGAGCCCCCGGACCUCAAGGACCCUCUGGAGCCCCCGGACCUGCGGGUCCUACUGGUGUUUCUGGACCUAAAGGUGCCCGUGGAGCUCAGGGACCCCCUGGCGCCACUGGUUUCCCGGGUGCUGCCGGCCGAGUCGGACCCCCUGGUCCUAAUGGUAACCCUGGAGGCUCCGGACCCGCAGGCCCUCCCGGUAAAGACGGACCCAAGGGCGUGAGGGGAGACGGCGGGCCGCCUGGUCGUCAGGGCGACGCCGGACUCCGUGGACCCGCCGGUACCUCUGGAGAGAAGGGAGACCCUGGCGAGGAUGGUCCUAAUGGCCCCGACGGCCCCCCAGGGCCCCAGGGUCUGUCCGGGACACGUGGUAUCGUGGGUCUGCCUGGACAGCGUGGAGAGAGAGGCUUCCCCGGCCUGCCUGGACCAUCUGGUGAGCCUGGUAAGCAAGGAGCUCCCGGUGGUAGUGGGGACCGUGGACCCCCUGGACCUGUGGGACCCCCCGGACUCACAGGACCUGCUGGAGAGCCCGGCCGAGAGGGCAACCCUGGAUCUGAUGGACCCCCUGGUAGAGAUGGAUCUCCUGGAAUCAAGGGUGACCGUGGCAACACAGGUCCCGUGGGCGCCCCAGGAGCGCCGGGCUCCACCGGGGCAUCCGGUCCAGUGGGCCCCACCGGGAAGCAGGGAGACCGAGGAGAGUCUGGAGCGCAAGGACCUUCUGGCCCUGCCGGACCUGCUGGAGCCAGAGGAAUGGCUGGACCCCAAGGCCCACGUGGAGACAAGGGAGAGGCAGGAGAGUCUGGUGAGAGGGGACAGAAGGGACACCGAGGAUUCACCGGUCUCCAGGGUCUGCCCGGACCUCCGGGUCAAGCCGGAGACCAGGGAGCCACCGGACCAGCCGGACCCUCAGGAGCCAGAGGACCCCCCGGACCUGUCGGCCCUGCUGGAAAGGACGGUUCUAACGGUAUGCCUGGACCCAUCGGACCCCCUGGACCCCGCGGCCGAUCUGGAGAGUCUGGUCCAUCUGGACCCCCUGGAAACGCCGGCCCCCCUGGUCCCCCCGGCCCACCCGGCCCCGGCAUCGACAUGUCCGCCUUCGCGGGCCUGUCCCAGACGGAGAAGUCCCACGACCCCAUGAGGUACAUGAGGGCCGACCAGGCCGCCGGCAACCUGCGCCAGCACGACGCCGAGGUGGACGCCACGCUCAAGUCCCUCAACAACCAGAUCGAGAACAUCCGCAGCCCCGAGGGCUCCAAGAAGAACCCGGCCCGCACCUGCAGGGACCUCAAGCUGUGCCACCCCGACUGGAAGAGCGGAGAGUACUGGAUCGACCCCAACCAGGGCUGCACCAUCGACGCCAUCAAAGUGUUCUGCAACAUGGAGACGGGCGAGUCCUGUGUCCACCCCAAGCCCGCCAGCAUCCCCCGCAAGAACUGGUGGUCCAACAAGAGCAAGGACCGCAAGCACGUCUGGUUCGGAGAGACCAUGAACGGAGGAUUCCACUUUAGCUACGGCGACGACAGCCUGGCGCCCAACACGGCCGCCAUCCAGAUGACCUUCCUGCGGCUGCUGUCCACCGAGGCGUCCCAGAACCUCACCUACCACUGCAGGAACAGCGUGGCCUACCUGGACGCCGCCACGGGCAACCUGAAGAAGGCGCUGCUGCUGCAGGGCUCCAACGACGUGGAGAUCAGAGCCGAGGGCAACAGCCGCUUCACCUACAGCGUCAUGGAGGACGGAUGCACGAAACACACAGGGCAGUGGGGCAAGACUGUGAUCGAGUACCGAUCGCAGAAGACCUCCCGCCUGCCCCUGGUGGACAUUGCUCCCAUGGAUAUCGGUGGAGCAGAUCAGGAGUUUGGUGUGGAUGUGGGAGCAGUCUGCUUCUUGUAAGAAGCACGAGGGAUCCAAAGAUGAGCGACGAAGCGGAAAUUGGACGGAAAAAAACAAAAAAUGAGAAGAACGCGCUUCGAAACGAGGAGGAGAGGAACGAGAAAGAUCAAGGCCCUCUUUUUAUUUUAUUUUUAAACUGGACUUUUUUUUUCUAAGUAAAAAAAAGUGCUUCUUCCAGUCGUACUCCAUAGGAUACCUGCACUGAAUGGCACCCGGCAAACGACAUCUGUGAUUCAUCCAACAUUGCCUGCAGUCUAAUCAACUCUUAUGGACACCCAGGGACCCCCCCUCCACACCUCUCCCACCUACCCUGGGUGAUCAGUAACCCCCCCCUCCCUCCCCCCACCCAAACCCCCACCGCCUAGAAGGAGGAAUACCAAGGAGAACGAGGGAACAUGCCAGGGAACUACAGAGAGAGAAACAGAAAGGUGAUUGUUGGUGCUAUUUAUUUAUUGUUUAGGUCCGGGUCCCAGGUGUGUUAGGACUGAGCAUGCCACCAAAUCAAAAAGAAAAACACAAGAAAGAUGGGAACAAAACAAACGUGCUCACAGCUUCAUAUUAAAGAAAGAAGGCCCCUAUAUUCCCUGCUGCUGUCCUAUUUCCUAAUCUCUUUAUCCUAAACUCUGUCUUUUUCUCUCUCUCUCUCCCUCUCUCUCCUUCAGCAUAUCCACUAAAACUUACAUAUCUUAUUUUUCGUAAAACCAAAAGAAUCUGGCAAUGUUUAUUAAAUGCAGGUGUUUUUAUUUCUGCCACCAGUGUGUAUCAGAAGGCGAUUGUGUAUUAUAAUAAAGUCAAUGGUGCUAUUGUUUUAAAACAGUCUGUAUUUUUUAACAACCAGAUGCUGAUAUGUAGCUACAUGAAUGUUGUAUGUGUGUAUACACAUGCAUACAUAUGUACAUACAUGUAUACACAUAUAUAGAAAGAAAGUACAUUUUAUCCCGGGAUUUUAUAUUUCAGUUUGAUAAAUGUUGCUGUCAAAAAAUCCUAAAAACAAAGACGACCAAUUCGGAAAUGAUUCCUUCCUUAAAUUAGAUUUGUUUAUUUCCUACAUUUGUAAUAUUUUUUUAUAUUUUAAAGCUACCUCACACCAAGAGCAAAAAGAAAAAAGUAAGAAAUUUGGCUUAUUUCACACAAAUUUCAAUGGGACCCGUGUUGUGCAACAGUCUGAUUGCAAGAGCCCCUCUACCAUGACCUUCGACCCCAUCCACUUCCUCCCAUCAACCCCUAGCGGUCACCUCACACAGGAAGCCUCCUCGGCCUUGGCACACAGAAUCACAGUGAGAGGCCUCUGGAUGAAACCCAGUCGCUCAUUGUAACGCAAUCCAGUGCUUCCCCAAAGAGAAGGGAGCACCCUAUUGGCCAGGGCACAGGGUGCAUUUGUGUGAGGUUGUGUAUAUUCUUAUUAUUAAUAAUAGUAUUAUUAUUAAUAAUAAUAGCAUUAUUAUGAUGAUGACGAUGAUGAUGAUGGUGAUCAUGACAUUGUUUUUGUUACGUUUUGAUUAAUGUAAAUUGGAAAUAAAAGACAAAAACAAGU